Messenger RNA from Camellia sinensis, 3597 nucleotides. NCBI's taxonomy places the organism in Eukaryota, Viridiplantae, Streptophyta, Magnoliopsida, Ericales, Theaceae. The record is from RefSeq and is a predicted model, not a curated record.
AGUCCAACUAAAGACUUAUUGUGCUGGAAGAGUUCUUGAGUUUUCAUUUAUUGAAACAGAUGAAUUUCAUGAAUUAGACAUUAGACUAUCAAUGGAAGGCCUCAAAAUACCUUUCUUGUUUCCCUCUUUAUUUUCCAUCUUAAUUAUCUCUGACGCAGUAGACACCAUAACCAAAACCCAACCCAUUACAGGCCGCAAUACCAUUGUUUCAUCUGGUGGAAGCUUUCAGAUGGGUUUUUUUCAGCCCUGGCGAUUCCCAGAAUACAUACGUGGGAAUAUGGUACAAGAAAAUUUCUAUUAGGACCGCUGUAUGGGUUGCCAACAGAGAAAUUCGACUUGUCAAUUCGUCAAGCAUCUUAACAGUAAUCGACCCUGGAAUUCUUGCCCUUGUCAAUGGUACCGACAGUGUCAUUUGGUCUCCCAAUGUGACAGGAUCCACACAGGACCCUGUUGCACAACUUAUGAAGUCAGGAAAUCUUGUUGUGAAAGAUGCGAAUGAUAAUAAUUUGUGGCAAAGCUUUGAUUAUCCAUGUGAUACUCUUUUACCAGGCAUGAAACUUGGUAAGAACUUUGUAACGGGCCUUGAGUUUCACCUCUUUUCCUAGAAGAGCAGCGAUGAUCCAGCUCGAGGUGAGUUUACAUACCGGUGUGAUCCUCAAGGAUACCCACAAAACAUUCUGAGUAAUGGUCCUGUUGAGCUAUUUCGAACUGGGCCAUGGAAUGGUCUCAAAUUCGGUGGGAAUCCAAACCUUAAACCAAACUCCAUCUACACAUAUGGAUUGGUUUAUACCAAAGAGGAGGUGUAUUAUGGUUAUGAACUCAUCAGUUCAGUUGUUUCAAGGUUUUCUCUACAUUAUACUGGUGUUAUGCAACGCUUUACAUGGAUUGAUCGAACGCAGGAAUGGGUCCUUUACCUGACUGCACCAAUCGAUAACUGUGAUAAUUAUAAUCUAUGUGGUCCAAAUGGUAAAUGUAAUGUUGAAAACUCGCCAGUAUGUGGCUGUUUGAAUAAAUUUGUGCCCCAAAACCAAAUAGAAUGGGGAAAUGGAGAUUGGUCUAGUGGGUGUGUUCGGAGGACAACAUUGGAUUACCAUAAUGGAGAUGGGUUUCUGAAGUAUUCACAAUAUAAGAUGCCAGACACACAGAACUCCUGGUUUGACAAGAGCAUGACCCUAAGGGAAUGUGAGAUGAUGUGCUUGAAAAACUGCUCUUGUAUGGCUUACGCAAAUUUAGAUAUAACAGGAGGUGGAAGUGGUUACUUGCUUUGGUUUUAGGAGUUGAUUGAUAUGAAAGAGUACAGUGAAAAUGGGCAAGAUAUUUACAUAAGGAUGGCUUCCUCUGAGAUGGGUAUGAAUUCAUACCAAACACAGAUUAAUUAGAUUAUAUUAUACAUAUGUAAUAAUCAUGGUUAAAUAUGUUGAACACUUACAUUUCUUCCUCAAAAAAUUCCUCUAUAUUAAUUUCUACAUCUAACUACAGUUUAGCAAAAAGAAGUGUCCAUUAUGGUUUUUAUCUUGGACUUUGAUUUCUGUUGUCGAUGUGUCUCGAAUUCAAUCCAAAUGAUGCUUAUUACCCAUCCUCAGCCUGCAUGGAUCGAUCUUAUAGGUCCAACUUGCUAUUUGUAUUUGUGUCUAUUUUGACGUGAUUGGAUUAUUUCAAGGUUCUAGGAUUAUCUUGUGAACUUCUGUAAGAGAAAGAGAGAGAGAGAGAGAGAGAGAGAGAGACUUUACAUUGAAUGUAAAACUCCUCCGUCAUUUUUCGCCCGUAGACAAGCUUAUAGGCGAACUAUGUAAAUCUUUGUGUGGUUAUGUUUUUGUACUUUACAUUGAAGGUAAAACUGCUCUGUCAUUUUUCGCCCAUAGACAGGUUUAUAGGUGAACUACGUAAAUCCUUGUGUGGUUAUGUUUUUGUUCUGUUUUAACUUUUCUCAUCACCUUUUCCAUAACAACUUCAAUAUAUAGGAAAUGUUCAAAGGUUUGGAAUCUAAAGUCUAGUUUCAUAGGGAAAAAAAAAAUUCAUUUAAGUUUAUUCUUUCAUGGUUGUAUUAUCUAACUGACUGGACCAUUUCUGUUAAUGGAUUGAUGAUUCAAACAAGUUGGCAUCAAAGGCAAGAAAAGGGAGAUAGUGGCAGUGACAUUGGCAUUGUUAAUUGGACUUCUUCUGCUAGGCAUUAGAGUAACCUUGUAUCUCCAAAAAAAGAAAAGGAAGAAUUCACAGCUGAACAAAAAAGGAAAUCCGAUGAACAACCUUGAACAAGGUUGCACUGACAAAAGCUAGAAGGAAGAUCUAGAGUUGCCAUUGUUUAACUUAGCUGUAAUAGCUAAUUCCACAAGUGACUUUUCAAUCAACAGUAAGCUUGGAAAGGGUGGUUUCGGACCUGUUUACAAGGGUAUGUUGGAAGGAGGACAAAAAAUAGCUGUGAAGCGGCUAUCAAAGAAUUCUAACCAAGGACUUGACGAGUUGAAGAAUGAAGUUAUUUGUAUUGCCAAACUUCAGCACUGAAAUCUGGUGAAGCUUCUAGGAUGCUGCAUUCAAGGAGAAGAAAAGAUGUUGAUCUAUGAAUACAUGUCCAACAAAAGCUUGGACUACUUUAUUUUCGGAGCAUGGACUAAAUCAGACAAAAUUUGGACAAAUCAAACCCGAAGCACAUUAUUGGAUUGGCCAAAGCACUUCCAUAUUAUUAAUGGGAUUUCCCGGGGCCUUUUUUAUCUUCAUCAAGAUUCCAGGCAGAGAAUUAUUCACAGAGAUCUCAAAGCAAGCAAUAUUUUGCUAGAUAUUGACAUGAACCCAAAAAUAUCAGACUUUGGAAUAGCUAGAAGUUUUUGGAGAAAUGAGACAAAAGCAAAUACAAACAAAGUGGUUGGAACAUACGGCUACAUGUCUCCAGAGUAUGCAGUGGAUGGGUUGUUUUCAGUAAAAUCAAAUGUAUUCAGCUUUGGUGUUUUGGUGCUAAAGAUCGUAAGUGGGAAGAAAAACAGAGGUUUCUAUCAUCCAGAUCACCACGUCAACCUUUUUGGCCAUGCAUGGAGACUCUACAAAGAAGGUAGGUCAUUGGAAUUGAUUGAUGAGGCUCUGUGGGACUCAUGCUACCUAAGUGAAGUGUUGCGAUCAAUCCAUGCCGGUCUUUUAUGUGUGCAACAAUCUCCAAAGGAUAGACCAAGCAUGUCAUCUGUGGUUCUGAUGUUGGGUGGUGAAGGUACAUUACCUUAGGCCAAACAACCUGGCUUCUUCACCGUGAAGAAUGUUCUUGAGGCUGCUGGUUCAUCAAGCAAGGAAGCAACAGGUUCAGUCAACGAAAUCACCAUUUCUCUGUUGAAUGCUCGAUAGAAACACACACUCUAUUAAUGCAAAUUAUAUGCCCCACAACCUGUUUUAAAAAAAUGAAAAUCUUCACCGUUGUAAAAGACUAGAGCAUUUCUUUUCAUCUACUGGGUUAAGUUUUAUAACCCAGCUCCUUUUUUUGGAGUUCAGGUUCUUUUAGUUAAAUUUGAUACCAUGUACAAAUUGAAAGCUUAAUAAAUGUUUCUUGUUACAACAUGUUCAUAUGCACAUAAUUAAAUUAGAGAAGCAUGAAGAAUAUACAUAUAUAUUGACAUG